AUUUCAGUAUAAUUUGAAUAAUUCUAAAAUAAAGUGAUAAAAAUGAAAUACAGUUUAAUUUUGGUUGUUUUACCUGCGGUUACGGCUUUGACAAUUUCUGAGGAUUUUUUUCUUACCCGUCAACUUUUGGCAUUUUUCGGGGAUGCUUUUGAUGAUGAAAGCUCAGAAUUAAUAUCAGCUGUGAGCAGCGACAACAAACCAGCAGCUUUAACAUCACAAUUAGACAUAAAAGACCGAGCAGAUCAUUAUUGGACCAGAUUAGGACACAGAAGUCGAACAAGUGCUCCUCCGUACAAUUACGAUGAAUUUUAUUAUAAAAUCCCAAAUACUGACUAUAAUGGAUUUUCAUUGGGAAGAAGGAGGAAAAGGGAUGCAAUGAUUGGUGAAAUAAUUCGACAGAAAAGAGAAAUGGAGAUUAAUAGAAGAGUGGAUACGAAUGGAGCAUUGACUGGCGAUCAUCACAAUUCAACUUCUGAGUUGCCUAAGCCAAUAAUUGAUUAUAAGUUUAAAAAGACAUUUAAAUGUUGCUCCGAUACCGAGGACACAACACCCAAUGCCAAUGAAAAUUUACAGUCCAUAAAAUCUCAAUGCGUUCAGGAAAUGAAGAAGAACAAAAAGGCACACAAAUCAGAUAACUCAACGACUGACAGUGAAGGUGGCCUUUACAAUUUAUUUUCAUGUGAUCGACUGAAUCGUUGGAAGGCAACGAUAACAUGCACAAUGAACUGUAUGGGACAAAAACUUGAAAUGGUUGAUUCCGAUGGAAACAUUAAUAUAAACAGAACAAAAUCAGUUAUUUUAGACAAUUUUGCGCAGCAGAGUUGGCAACAAGAAAUUUCUGACGAUGCUGUUGACAAAUGUGCUCAAGAUGUUAUAAGCAAGCCAGGUAUUAUGCUUGAUAAAUAUGGACUACAGUGUAAGGGAGAUUCUUUGGAUGAGUGGAAUUUUAAAAAAACAAUUGCAAUUCUUCUUUUACUUGAAAUUUCAAAAUUCGUAAAACCGUUACAUUUUCUGUUUACAAGUUUAAGUAAAUAAAAACUAAAUCAACCAAUUUUACACAAUUUUAAGGAAAAAAGGGUAAAAUAUCAUGAAAAAUAAACAAAACUUUGUUUAAAAAUUGUAUGACUUUUUAGAAACACAGGAUAAUAUGGACAUUUACAGACAAACGUGGUGUGCAUUAUAGAGUACUAAGUGGCCUUUAUGAUGUUUACACAGCUGCAGACUUUGUUCAAUGUGCUAAUUCUUUUGUAAAAAAAAUUACAGUUUUUGAAGUAGAUCAAAAAGAAGUCACUGAUGAAUUUCCUAUGCUUGAGAAGCGAUGGAAAAAUUAUAAAAUUAUUCCUGGAACACUUGAUUUUCAUUUUUUUAUGCCUUCGGAGAAAGAAGGAUACAUCUGUGCUGCUAAUUCGUCAUUACUAGAUGGCUUGAAAGAAAUCAAGUUUGUUAAGAAGACCAAAAAGGUUUAAUAAAAUUCUUUUUUCUUGAACAUAAAUUUAACGGUUUUUAUGAUUUUGAUUUUGUACCGGUUUUUAAAAAUUCAAAUUAUUUGAAGCGCUUUGAAAUAACUCGUUGACAUGAAUAAUUUGUCAAAGAAUUAAAAAAUCUCAUUAAUUAAACUACAAUGACGAGAAUUAACGUAGUGAGCAGGUAGAAUGAGGUGAAUUUUAUCAUCUGGUCCUUAUUUUUUGGGCAAAAACUCAAUAGUUUUCUUUAUUUUUUGAUUCUUUGGAUGCAAGUUCCAUUUUUUGUCAACGAGUUAUUGACAAAGAAUCCAAAUAACUUAAUUAAUGUAUAAUUUUACCAUGCAGAAUUAAAACAAUUUGAUAGAUUUUGACCUAAUGUACUAGCCAAAACAAUAAAAUGAGAGUCGGUAGAAGAAAAAUUUAACAAAAAAUUGAUUCUUUGAAAAAAAAUUCCAAAAACUCAUCCAAAGAAUCUCCCGUAACACAAAAAUGGCUGAGUUCGCUUACUGCUUGUGGAGAGAAUUUUUCAUUUUAUGUCCAUCUGAAAGGCAGAAUAAAUCCAAGCAAUGUGAAAAGCUUAGAUAUAUAUUGAGGAA
Molecule: messenger RNA, 2059 nt
Organism: Chironomus riparius
Lineage: Eukaryota; Metazoa; Arthropoda; Insecta; Diptera; Chironomidae
Source: the annotation of a GenBank genome assembly